Molecule: messenger RNA, 3405 nt
Organism: Scomber scombrus (Atlantic mackerel)
Lineage: Eukaryota; Metazoa; Chordata; Actinopteri; Scombriformes; Scombridae
Product: NLR family CARD domain-containing protein 3-like
Exons: 11
Coding region: 22-3405 (1127 amino acids)
Molecular function (GO): protein binding
Source: RefSeq, a predicted model, not a curated record
CAUUACUCCAUCUAAAGCAGCAUGGAUCAGUAUGAGGACAGAGAGGAGGGAACCCUUCCCUCUAAAAGCUCUCUGUGUGGGGAACAUGACAGCCAGACCAAAGCUGAGAGGAGGCAGCACAGACCAGACUCUGCUGGACCAGAGCAUGAUCCUGGAUCUGGAUCCUUCAAGAACGACCGGUCAAAGGGUGUCAUUGUUCAUUUAAAACAACAACAUUUAUCUGAUAAAAACAUCCAUCAGAGACCAGACUCUGCUAGACCUGAACCCAGCUGUGUGUCCUUCAAGAGCAACCGGUCAAAGGGCGUCAUUGUUAAUUUAAAACAACAACAUUCAUCUGAUAGAAAAGUGGACCAGAAGAGCUCAGAGAUUUCCAAUGGUCAAUCUGCCCAGCAGCACCAAACAAACCUGGACUCCAUAUUUGUGCUGCUGGAAGAGAACAUCGUUCAUUUUGUAAAGGCCGAGUUGAAGAAGAUGCAGAAAGAUCUGAAUUCAGAUCACUCGGAAUACUUAGAAAGUCAGAGGGAGGAUGAGAAGGAGUUGGAUAAGGAGGAAGUUGAGAAGAGCAGGAGCAGCAGAGAGGCAUUUCUGAAGAUCACGCUGCACUUCCUGCGGAGAAUGAAGCAGGAGCAGCUGGCUGACUGUCUGCAGAGCAAAACUCCUGGUGUAGUUUGUCGGCGUAAACUCAAAUCUGGCCUGAAGGACAAGUUCCAGUGUUUGUUUGAGGGGAUCGCUAAAGCAGGAAACCCAACCCUUCUGAAUCAGAUCUACACACCGCUCUACAUCACAGAGGGAGGGACUGCAGAGGUCAAUGAUGAACAUGAGGUCAGACAGAUUGAAAUAGCGUCAAGGAAACCAGUCACACCAGAAACAACCAUCAGACAUGAAGACAUCUUUAAAGCCUCACCUGGAAGAGAUGAACCAAUCAGAACAGUGAUGACAAAGGGAGUGGCUGGCAUUGGGAAAACAGUGUUAACACAGAAGUUCACUCUGGACUGGGCUGAAGACAAAGCCAACCAGGACAUACACUUCACAUUUCCAUUCACUUUCAGAGAGCUGAAUGUGUUGAAAGAGAAGAAGUACAGCUUGGUACAACUUGUUCAACACUUCUUUACUGAAACCAAAGAAGCAGGAAUCUGCAGGUUUGAAGAGUUCCAGGUUGUGUUCAUCUUUGACGGUCUGGAUGAGUGUCACCUUCCUCUGGACUUCGACAACAAUGAGAUCCUGACUGAUGUUACACAGUCCACCUCAGUGGAUGUGUUGCUGACAAACCUUAUCAGGGGGAAAUUGCUUCCCUCUGCUCGCCUCUGGAUAACCACACGACCCGCAGCAGCCAAUCAGAUCCCUUCAGAGUGUGUCGACAUGGUGACAGAGGUCAGGGGGUUCACUGGCCCACAGAAAGAGGAGUACUUCAGGAAGAGAUUCAGAGAUGAGGAGCAGGCCAGAACCAUCAUCUCCCACAUCAAGACAUCACGAAGCCUCCACAUCAUGUGCCACAUCCCAGUCUUCUGCUGGAUCACUGCUACAGUUCUGGAGGAUGUGUUGAAAAGCAGAGAGAAUGGAGACUUGCCCAAGACCCUGACUGAGAUGUACAUCCACUUCCUGGUGGUUCAGUCCAAACUGAAGAACAUCAAGUAUGAUGGAGGAGCUGAGACAGAUCCACACUGGAAUCCAGAGAGCAGGAAGAUGAUCGAGUUUCUUGGAAAACUGGCUUUUGAGCAGCUGCAGAAAGGCAAUCUGAUCUUCUAUGAAUCAGACCUGAGGGAGUGUGGCAUCGAUAUCAGAGCAGCCUCAGUGUACUCAGGAGUUUUCACACAGGUCUUUAAAGAGGAGAGAGGGCUGUACCAAGAAAAGGUGUUCUGCUUCGUUCAUCUGAGCGUUCAGGAGUUUCUGGCUGCUCUUCACGUCCAUCUGACGUUCAUCAACUCUGGAGUCAAUCUGCUGGCAGAAGAACAAACAUCCCAGAAGUCUGAAGAUAAACAAAAAUCUGCAAUGACACAGGUCUACCAGAAUGCUGUGGACAAGGCCUUACAGAGUCCAAAUGGACACCUGGACUUGUUCCUCCGCUUCCUCCUGGGUCUUUCACUGAAGACCAAUCAGACUCUCCUACGAGGUGUGCUGACACAGGCAGGAAGUAGCUCACAGACCAAUCAGGAAACAGUCAAGUACAUCAAGAAGAGGAUCAAUGAGGAUCUGUCUGCAGAGAGAAGCAUCAAUCUGUUCCACUGUCUAAAUGAAGUCAAUGAUCGCUCUCUAGUGGAGGAGAUCCAACAGUACCUGAGUUCAGGAAGUCUCUCCACAGAUGAACUGUCUCAUGCUCAGUGGUCAGGCCUGGUCUCCAUCUUACUGUCAUCAGAUAAAGAUCUGGAUGUGUUUGACCUGAAGAAAUACUCUGCUUCAGAAGAAGCUCUUCUGAAACUGCUGCCAGUGGUCAAAGCCUCCAAAAAAGCUCUGCUGAGUGUCUGUAACCUCUCAGAGAGAAGCUGUGCAGCUCUGUCUUCAGUUCUCGUCUCCCAAUCGUCUUGUCUGAGAGAGCUGGACCUGAGUAACAACAGCCUGCAGGAUUCAGGAGCAAAGAUGCUGUCUGCAGGACUUGAAAGUCCACACUGUACACUGGAAACUCUCAGACUGUCGGGAUGUCUGAUUAAGGAAGAAGGCUGUGCUUCUCUGGCCUCAGCCGUGAGCUCUAACCCCUCCCAUCUGAGAGAGCUGGAUCUCAGCUACAAUCAACCAGGAGACACAGCAGUGAGGCUGCUAAAUGCUGGAGUGGAGGAUCCACACUGGAGUCUAGACACACUCAGAGUGCAGCCUGCUGGAGACCGAUGGUUGACACCAGGUCUGAGGAAGUAUGCCUGUGAACUCACGCUGGAUUCAAACACAGUAAACACAAAACUCAAACUGUCUGACAACAACAGGAAGGUGACAUAUGUGGAGGAGGAUCAGUCCUAUCCUGAUCAUCCAGACAGAUUUGAAGUCUGGCCUCAGCUGCUGUGUAGAGAUAGUCUGACUGGUCGCUGUUACUGGGAGGUUGAGUGGAGUGGCAAGGGUUACGUAUCAGUGACGUACAGAGGAAUCAGAAGGAGAGGGCGCAGUAAUGACUGCAGGUUUGGAGGGAAUGAUCAGUCCUGGAGUCUGUACUGCUCUGAUAGUGGUUACUCUAUCAAUUGCAAUAAUACUGGAAUAGUCAUCCCAUCUUCCUCCUCCUCUGUCUCUAACAGAGUAGCAGUGUAUGUGGACUAUCCUGCUGGCACUCUCUCAUUUUACAAAGUCUCCUCUGACACACUGAUUCACCUCUACACCUUCAACACCACAUUCACUCAACCUCUUUAUCCUGGGUUUGGAUUUGGGUUUGGGGUAGGGUUCUGGGCUGGUAAGUGUGGCUCCUCAUUGUCUCUGUGUUCUCUGUAG